Hydractinia symbiolongicarpus is the source of this 4508-nucleotide messenger RNA. Its product is annotated as deubiquitinating protein VCPIP1-like. Gene Ontology annotation, biological process: protein K11-linked deubiquitination; Golgi reassembly; protein ubiquitination. The record is from RefSeq and is a predicted model, not a curated record. Lineage: Eukaryota; Metazoa; Cnidaria; Hydrozoa; Anthoathecata; Hydractiniidae. Gene Ontology annotation, molecular function: cysteine-type deubiquitinase activity. The transcript is spliced from 2 exons. Bases 146 to 3694 code for a protein of 1182 amino acids.
UUUGAUAUAACUAUGUGAUCCUAAAUUUUAUAUCACACUUUUUAAAACUUUAAGAACUACAUUGACUUUUAAUUUUUUCUAGUAUGGAGAUGUUUCAAAGAUAAAAUUCCAUACUUUAAAAUAUAUUUUAGGUAUAAAACCAAAUAUGCAAGUUCUAACUGGUUUUUGUCCUAAUUCAGAUUGUGGAAAGCAACUCUAUUUUGCAUCAGAUGUGGAGUCAUUAGUUGAAUGCACUGGUUGCUCGCAGGAUCACUAUCCCAAAAACCUGAUUGAUGUGAAGCCAGUUACAAAUCCAACAUUAGCUAUACAAAAUUUGCUUCAAAGCAUGUUAGUUAAGGCUUUACCUGUGUCAUAUAAAAGGAACAAUGACUCCAUUAAAGUGAAAGGUUUGUCUAAUUAUGGCAGCAAAUUAAUAUCACCUUUGUUAACUAGGUAUGGUUUAGAUAAGUCUACACAACAAGUUAGGUUAUUAGAGACAAUGGGGCAAGGUGAUACUUUUGACUGUUCACAUUUAGCGGAUUAUGCAUUUCGAAUUGAGGAAAAAAAGUUGCUUAUAUCCGGAUACGGACGUGACGUGUCUGCUGAGUAUCUGGCUGACACGUUAAAAGAAAUUUCCAAUGUGAAUGAUAAUGAGGAAAGGAUUGUUCCAAUUCAUGCUGAUGGGGAUGGACAUUGUUUAUUACAUGCUGUCUCAAGGGCAUUAGUAGGACACGAACUGUUUUGGCAUCCGUUAAUGAAGAAUUUAAAGGAUCAUUUAAUUUUGCGUAAGGAUGAUUACAAAAAUCUUCUAUCAGAUUUCUUUGAAGAUUCAGACUGGGAUAGUAUAAUCAGGGAAGCAGACCCUAAUUAUCUUCCUGCAACAGGAGAGGUCUUUGGAUUACGAAAUAUACACAUAUUCGGACUUGCAAAUGUAUUGCAUCGGCCAAUUCUUCUUCUUGAUAGCUUAGAAGGUAUGCAAUCAAAAGGUGACUAUGCUGCCAUGUUUGUCCCAGCAUUAACUCCUGUUGAAAAAUGUCAAAACAAAGAAAAAACCCUGCACAAACCAAUUGUAAUUGCAUGGAGUAGUAAAGGUCGAAAUCAUUUUGUUCCACUUGUUGGGAUCAAGGAGAAGCCAUUGCCUAAAAUACCGAAUUACAUGUUACCAAAACUUUGGGGUUUACCACAGGAACUUUUAACACAGUAUAUUGAUUUCGAUAGUGGGUCAUGUAUCAUUGGUGGUGGAAAAGCUUUAACUGAACAAUAUUUAACAAAACUAGCUACAGCAAUGGAAAAACACUUCACUGUAUUGAAUGGUGUUGCUCCAAUUGUAGUUCAAGAUGUCUAUCAAUAUAUUAUUCAACCAAAUAGUGCGAUACAAGUCACUACAGAGGUAGUCACUGAAACAGCUCGAAGUAUUGUUAAGGAAGAGAGAUUGUACAGAUGUUUGUUAUGCAAAGUUGUUUUUGAAGAAGCUAAUCCUUGUCAACUUUCUUGGCUUGAACCAGACGGAGAAUUGUAUGAAAUUGCGAAAAAAACACAUGGCACUUUAAAAGAUGGCUACAAGUACAAAUUUCCCCAUCAUAAUAAUAUUACUUGUUCUUAUAAUGCUGCAAAAGACAGACUGAUGUUUGUUCAAAACGUUGACACUUUAAGAUGUAAACAUUGCCAGGGAAGCAUGCGCAUGUUAAAAGCUGAUGGCAGUCUUGUAUAUUUCAAUGGUGAUCAACUGUUGACACCAGCUUCAAAGCAAAGUAAAUGCAAUUGUGGAUUUAAACAUUACUGGGAUGGCAAAGAAUAUGAUAAUUUGCCAACAAAUAUACCUGUUUUGCUGGAAUGGAAUAACGAAACAAAGUCUGAUUUUGUGUAUUGGUUCCAAGAUGAAUCAAACAAAUCUCUUAAUUCUAAUGUAUACGAACUUGCACAGAAUGUUGUACAAAAACACUUUCCUGGCGAGUUUGGCAGUGAACGUUUGGUUCAGAAAGUUGUUGAUCAAAUAUUGAGAGUAACUUUAUCAAAAAAGUCAGAGGAGAAAAAUAAAACCUCCAUACCAGCAGAAGUACCACCAACUCCAACUAAAAUUAUUUUGACCGGAGCAAAAUCUAAAACAUUGCACAAAGAAGAAUUAAAUACUAGCUUAAGUGAAAAAAUUUUGAAGAAAAAAAUUGAGCAUGGUGCGUCACUCAAGCAGAAAAGGUCAAGUACAUCCCCCUUAAAACAGUUAUUGCAUGGGGAAGAACACACUAAGAAACUCCCGGAGGAAAAGUCAGGUAUGCAACAAGAAACAAAGAAGGCCUUACCAAGGGUACCCAAAAUUCGUAUUUCACUUGCAAAUUCAAGAACAAGUGAAGUUUUUACACUGAGAGAAGACACAAUGUAUGCUGACUUACAAAGUUUUAUUGAAGAGAAGUUUUAUGUACCAAAACAAGAACAGAUUAUUAAAUAUGGAUUCCCACCUAAAACGUUACAAAUUCCGUCUGAGUCAUCAACAUUAUUUAGUAUGAAACCAGGUGAAAGGCUUACUGUACAUGGGAUGAAAGAACAAAAAGUUGACACAGCUGAAAGUGUUAAAAUGGAAGUGGACCUUCUGAACGAAACAACAACUGUAGAAACCUCAACUGAAACAUCUGCUAAUGAAGACAUAGAGCCAGAUAUGUUCUCAUCUUUUUUUUCAAGCUUGUUACAAAAUGUCAAUUUAUGGGACUGGGCAUGUACUCAGCGCAGUUUGUUUCAACCCAAUGGCAUAUUUUAUAAGCAAGCUGUAAAAGAUCUUGGUUUUCUCAAGAAUAAUCAACACAUAUCGUUACCAUAUUUUCCAAAUAAAAUUUUUUCUUAUCACGAACAAUCGGAUGAACUCUUUUUGUGUCUUGGAGAGACACACGUGCAUGUUCAGGAGUUAACUCCAGAACAGUUAAUACUUGCUGAAAAGCAAACUGAAGUUAAAAAUAAAAAAGUCUCCAUGCAUACGGUCCAGACAGAGUCACAAUCAAGCUUGUUCAGUACUUUAUCUCAUUCCAUGUCCACAAAGUCAAACGUUGUUGCAUUUUCUGGUGUUGGACAUUCAAUGGUUGAUAACACUGCCAGUGAUACUACCCUACCAACUGCUGCCCAUCUGCAGAAUAAUGUAAAUUUUAUAACAAACGAAAAUGCAGGUAAAGCUCAGCAAGACUCAAGCAGAGAAAGCAUCACUGACCGAUUGGACAAAGAAAAUGUAACAGACCAAUUAAAUCAUAAAAACAUCGUAGAACAAUCGAGGCAAGAAAACAUGAUAGAACAGUCGAAUUAUGAAGACAUCACUAAUCAAUCAAAACAAGAGAGCAUCCCAGACCAAUUAAACCAUGAAAAUGUCAGAGAACAAACAAACCAAGAAAAUGUAAGAGAACAAUGUGACCAUGAAAACAUCACAGAACAAUCGGACCAAGGUUAUAUCUCAGAAAAAUUAAACCAUGAAAAUGUCUUUGAUCAGUCGAAACAAGAAAGUAUGGAACAAUCGAGUCAAGAAAACAUCACAGACCAUAUAACACAUAAAAACAUAAAAGAAUCAAACCAAGAAAACAGUACAGAGAAAACGCUUGCAGACAACAGCAAGAAUGAAAGAACUACAAACGAUUUGCAAGAAAGUAAUAUUGAUGAAACAAUGCAUGUCGAUUCUGAACCAAUUGGAAACUCAAAUACUGAUGGCUUGUCGAAUAGAAUGAUUGAGGAUGCGACGUCAUGAGUUCUUAUAAGAAUGGAAAUAUAAAUUUGUAGCAAUUUAAAUGUUACAUGAUAUUUAUAAAUCGAGUUAGUUCAACUUGUUCAUAUAAAGUAGGGAGCUAAAAGAAUUAGCCAGAAUUAAUUUUUUGAAACUCUGAGCAUAUACACGUUUUAAGAGGAAAUUUAAAUGACUUUGUAUUAACUGUACAGUUUAAAGAAAGUAAUGGAAGAAAUACUCUCGAAAAUGAUCGAGCAUUUUGCUAUAGUUUUGAAAGGUUGUUUUGUUUUGUUUUUUUCGUUCUAAAAACAAAAAAGGGCUGCUUGUUUUUGUCAAACUUCUGACAGGAAAAGAAUCGUAACAUGUGAAAUGAUGACGGUAGAUGUAUACCUAAUCCGUCUUUCUUAAAAGUAUUUUUGUAUUUAAGAACUAUUAUAGCUUUGCAAUGAGUAGAGUAAGUUUUCUGUGUAGGAGUUCUCUAAUUAUUUCAAAUAAAAUAUACAGUAUUUUCGCAGUCUGUACAGUCAAAUUUGAGGGUGGAAAAACGUUUCGAAAAAGAAACAUCGUUUUUGUUUGUGCUUAUUGACGUCACAAAAGCAUCAACGUUUUUAGACAAGUGAUUUUUUUUGGAAAGAAAUUUUUACCAUGGCAAGUUUGGCUGUAUAUUUUAACUGUAUGAUAUGCUGGUCAUGUGAUCUGUAUUUUAAAUUCUUAGUAAAUUAUAUGAGAAACAUUUGAUGUCCUGAUGUACACUUUAUUUUUUAAGUUCGUUAUAGCGAGAGUAUAAAAAUCAUAUUUGUAAAAUAAUUUUGAACAAAAAAACGAAGUUCACACUUUU